Thunnus maccoyii (southern bluefin tuna) is the source of this 3549-nucleotide messenger RNA. It is a transcript of the gene vgll4a, whose product is annotated as vestigial-like family member 4a. Bases 424 to 1209 code for a protein of 261 amino acids. Gene Ontology annotation, molecular function: transcription coactivator binding. The record is from RefSeq and is a predicted model, not a curated record. Gene Ontology annotation, biological process: negative regulation of DNA-templated transcription. The transcript has 6 exons. Lineage: Eukaryota; Metazoa; Chordata; Actinopteri; Scombriformes; Scombridae.
UCUCUAGUGCUGUGUGGCUAAAUAAAGUGGCAGGCUUAUAUUUCACAGUGGUUCACAGCAUUUUUACCAUACUAAAAGUACUAUUUUUCUGGAUGUGGACAGGCCAGCAAAGAUCCACACACGGGAACUUCGCCCCUGUUCGCCUCGCCUCCACUAGGGCCGCACACCACUCUUUUGUCUGAAGACUGCUGCGGUGGGACGGUGUGUGAAGGCAGCGACGGCAAGCUGGGCUAGCCAUGUUGUUGUUGUGGCUGUAAAGCUAGAAAAUUCUGUCGAUGAAGUGACUGACUGUUAAUGUAACUUUGGAUUUUUUUGUAGGACAUAAACCAACUGAACAUCUCGCCUACAGGAUAGAGGCUUGGUUGUUCUCUUCGUUGGUAUCACUUGCUAACAUCGAUGUUAGCAACUAGCCUGUUCGUGUAAAUGCUAUUCACUAGAAUGGACCUGUUGAACUCUCAGUUCCUGGACAAGAUGAACAAUAACAUCGGGAGACUGCACUACGAAGAUGAGUCCAGGAUGCCCUCCCUGCCCACUGCUAUGUCCAACAUAACGGGGCCUCCUCCGCACUGCCCAAGCAAACGGAAGUAUGGCGAAGAACAAAUGGAAGACAGAAUGAACUGUGAUGAAGACCACAUGACCAAAAUGAGCAGAUUGUUUGCCACACAGCUGGCCCGUCCCUCUGCUGGAGACAACCGUAAUGAGCACUGGAGCCUUAGUCACAGUCCUGUGGAGCACAUUACGUCCUCCUCAAACGGUCUCCAUGGGAACCAUCUGUAUGCUUCCAUCUCUGGCUAUGCUGUAGAUCAGCCUCUGGCUCUGACCAAAAGCAGCCUGGACAUUGGAGUUGGGGGCAGAGAGAGGUCUGUCAUGGGUGGGCCUGUAGAGCGGCAGCAGAAUCGCCCCUCAGUUAUUACCUGUGCCCCUGCAAGCAACCGCAAUUGUAACCUAUCUCACUGCCACAUGAACGGCUGCUCUCCCAGCCCACCUACUGAUGAGAGGAAGACCAAUGCUAACACAGUUUGUGAUCCUGUGAUUGAGGAGCACUUCCGUCGCAGCCUUGGAAAAAACUACAAAGAAGCGGAGUCUGUGUCCAACUCAGUGUCCAUCACUGGUUCAGUGGAUGACCAUUUUGCCAAGGCACUGGGAGAUGCCUGGCUCCAAAUCAAGGCCAAGGGUGGGGGUCAUCAAACCCCAGAGGCAGAUCCAUGAAGCUGAGGGGAGUAAACAUUAUAAUCACUUCCUUAGUGUUCACAUAUGAGAGUGGAGAUUGUCCACUAUCUUUUUUUUUUGCCAAGCAUCAACUUCCCUUAGCCAAGAACAAUGUAAGAAAAUAUGGUGCUCACCUAGCCUGUUCACUUGUGGACCUCGAGGUCAACCUUUUUAUCACAAUACUCAGCUCAGAUUUGGACUCUAAAAAUUGGCAAAGUCUCUCUACUGAAGAGAAAAUUAAUAUUGCAUAGUUGGGUUGACAGUGUUGGCUGUGGAAACUGUACAAUCAUAGAUUUUAUGUUGCAUUGAUAAUGAGAUUCACACAGUGGUCAGUUGUUUAGGAGCUCAUGUUCUGCUUUACCUGCCUUUCACCUGCCUUGAUAGCCAAAGAAAUCGCCUGCCUUUUCCAUCAGCAUACAAGCCAUAGAUGUGGUUUUCUCACUAAGUGCUAACCUUUAUAUUGUUUUCAUUCUAAAAUCACACUGCUUUUGAAUCUUAUAUUACUUGAAAAGGAAUGCCAGGUCUCAUUUGCACUAUUGCGUUUCUGACCAUUUAGGUAGCAGGUUACCUGUUUCAGUUGGAAGUCGUGUUUAAAAAAAUGCGACUUUUGUUUUGAGAUUGCGAUAAUGCAAUUAAGGCUCUGGUCCUCCUCUGCUUUCUGAAGACACUAAACUAAUCUGUAUUCUUUGUAAUCCUGAACUGGACGUAUCCACUGUUAACUAAAUAAUUUUAGUUUCCCUUCUAUAUGCUCACUGUGGCUGAUUACUUAGUAAACUAAUAUCAAUCAUAGUAGAUAUCUCUCUAACUAGGAAGCAUGUUUCAAAUAGCUGGAUUCUAUUACAAACCUUAUUCUAUACUAUAUAUUUACUCAGAAUUUAUUUUUUAUCUGUAACAUUUUAGAAAUACUCACUGCUGGUACAGUUGUACUCAAUAUAUUUUUUGUAUCUGGUUUUCAUUACUAUAUGUAGGUGUAUAACUUAGCAUCCAUCUACAAAUCACAGCCUCUGGCAAGGUUGUCUGAAUGCAGUUUAAUAGGCUACAUUGCUUAGUUAUUCUAUGGAGCUGGAUGCUAUAGCCUAUACAUGACUGAAUACAGCUAAAUCUCACCUUCUGUAGCACAGUCUAUUAGCAAUGCCUUUAUUUAUUCUGAACACGUUAGUUUCAUGUUGACUUUUGGUAAAACGUAGGGACAGCAGAAUUCUAACUUUGAUUUGUUUCUUUCUUAUGAGAACGGCAAAGGACGUCUCCAUUGAUUCAUUGACAAAGCAGUUGAUUUUGUUUAAAACUAAGGAUUUAAUGCAAAUGCAAUAUGGGUGUCCUUAAUUCACAAGUAGGCAUCAACAUCCGCCAUGACUGCCUGACAGUUAUCAGUUAUCGCUUCAGUUGUGUUUAGCAAAUACUGUUACAACAAUGUUUUGUGAGUCCUUUUUAAAUCCAAGUGGGGUCAUGGUGUGAGCUGCAAAAAUCUUCCUUAUUAUGGAGAAAAAAGUUUAAGUGAGUCACAAAAGUAUUUUAUGCAGUUGAGUUUUGUUAAAAUUAAUUUCUCACCCUUCUGAAAUUCUCUACUUAUAGUAGCAUAACCUAUUUGUCAACACUGAUUAAGAUAUGGUAUUGUAAAUUCAGAUUUUUUUAAAAUGUCAAUUGUCUGUGAAAACAUAUACAUUUGUAUUAAUAUUCUACAGUUUUAAAAUUGUUACAUACACUAUUCUGUCUUUAUAUUUUAUUUUACUCAUAUAAGACUAUCAUUGCGCCGCGCGGAAUGAUCAUAGAUGUUUUGUUUCUAUUAAGAGUAGCGUACUCAUAUGUAGCAUGGAGGUUCAUUAUCUUCUAACCAUGCAUUUCAUCUUUCUAAAAGUUGAUUAUUUUCCCACAGUUGUCAGAUGAUGAAUAAGUGCAGGAACACAACAGUCUUGAUCAAAGACUUUCUUGGUGCAGUGUCAGAAAGACCUCUGUGCUAACAGUUUAAAGAGUUUGUUUAGCUUUCUGUGUGUACUAUAGUGGGAUUUAGGGAUUAUCAUGGGAUCUACUUGUUUGACACAAGUAGAUUUUUCAGUAAUAUGUUUGGGGUAUUAGUCCAUUGUUAUUUAAUUGCUAUAUUUAGGCUACCUUUAUCUCGAAGACUGUUUGCAGAAAGUACCUGCUCCAUGUGUCAACCACAUAGAGGAAAAAAAAGAAACAUUUGUAUACUUAUGUCCUUAUUUCUCUGGAAGAAAGCACCACUGUUUUGUACUUAAUUUCUUCCAAAUAAAGAUACAAAUGCCUACCUUUGCAUAGGCUAUUUUUUGUCAUCCCUUUUAAAAAAAUAAAUUGUGACAUACUGCUGUCAUAACUGCAAAAUGA